AUGACAACUAGGCUAGGAAGUGUGGCCCGUAAGGCAAGCCCUCCUCCUCAGGGACCUCAUCACAUGCGUUUUCUAACCGAGGAGGAAAGCUGGAGUUUAUUUUGUGCGAAUGUUUUUGGAAAAGAUCGCUGCCCUUGUGAACUCGAACCAAUGGGUAAGAAGAUAGUCCAAAAUUGUCUACGACUGCCACUUGCAAUUGUUGUGAUUGCAGGACUUCUCUCAAAGGCCACGAGAACAGUACAUCACUGGACAAAUGUUGGAGAAAAUCUGAGUUCGCUGAUAGAUUCAAAUGGUGAACAAUGCUCAAAGAUACUAUCUUUAAGUUACAAGAAUUUGCCUCAUCAUUUGAAAGCAUGUUUUCUCUAUUUCGGAAUCUUUCAAAAAUACUCGGAUAUCAAUGUUUCCACACUUUUCAAGUUAUGGGUUGCCGAAGGAUUUAAAAAUUCAGCAGAAAAUAAAACUUUGGAAGAUAUGGCUGAGGAAAACUUGUUAGAUCUUGUUGAUCGGAAUCUUAUUUUGGUUUCUGAAAGGAGUUCCAUAGGUAAAAUCAAAAUGUGCAUGAUCCAUGAUCUGUUACAUGACCUAUGUGUGAGAGAAGUUCAAAGAGAGAAGUUUUUUCAUGUCACGGACUGGAAUCUCCAUAGUAUUCCCAAUGGCAAUAGCCUGCGCCGUUUAAUCUUACCAAGUGUUUCAGUAAAGUCGUCAACUGAUUGGCAACUCAGUGUCUUGAAUUUGGGAACUGAUCAUCCAACUGAAAUGGCAAAAUUAUUUAACUUACAGUACCUCGCUUCUAGCUACGUUAAUAAUUGGAGGCUUCCUGCAUCAGUAUACAAACUCCGAUAUCUACAAACCUUAAUUCUUUACGACACCACAGUUCCAGUAUCUCUGACACCCGAAAUAUGGACGAUGACGCGGUUGAGGCAUCUCCAGUUGGGGAAAUUUAUUCUUCCUGAUCCUCCUAGAGCUGAAAAUUCUGUUAUCGUUCUUGAAAACUUACAAACGCUCUCCACUCUGAUAAAAUUCAGAUGUACAGAGGAGAUCCUGGAAAGGGUUCCCAAUCUCAAGAAAUUGGGAAUCUGUCUGGAAGAUGUACAAAUGGGUUUGGAAUAUUUCUAUCUCAAGAAUCUCGUCCAUCUACAUCGACUUGAAUCUUUGAAAUUCUUAUUUCUCGUGUCGACGCCAUCUUUCUUGGAAAACAUCAUUUUCCCGUCUUCGCUCAAAAAAUUAACUUUAGAUGGCAGCUGCAUCCGUUGGGAAGAUUUGACGACUAUUGGUAAGUUGCCUUCUCUUGUGGUGCUCAAACUCAAAAAUUUUGCCUUCUAUGGAAGACCAGAGUGGGAACCAAAUGAAGGAGGAUUUCGUCAACUGAAAUAUCUACUGCUUGACAAAGUUCGUCUUCUGCACUGGAGAGCUGACAGGGACCACUUCCCAGUACUCGAGCGCCUAGUCAUUAAGAACUGCCAAACAAAGAAAAUAAAAGAGGAACAACUACGGAAGUAUGGAAAUGAGGACCUUCAGAUCCUUAUUAAUAAGGUACGCAAGAAGAGAGACAAAGCUGCAUCUGACCGGAGAUACGAAAGAUUUGUGUCUAAGCAGAGGAACAACAGAACUUCCCCUCUUUGCAGAUGA
Messenger RNA from Olea europaea var. sylvestris, 1629 nucleotides. RefSeq names its product putative late blight resistance protein homolog R1B-12. The record is from RefSeq and is a predicted model, not a curated record. Bases 1 to 1629 code for a protein of 542 amino acids. Gene Ontology annotation, biological process: defense response to other organism. The transcript is spliced from 2 exons. Gene Ontology annotation, molecular function: ADP binding. Lineage: Eukaryota; Viridiplantae; Streptophyta; Magnoliopsida; Lamiales; Oleaceae.